This is a messenger RNA of Coregonus sp. 'balchen', 7763 nucleotides long. NCBI's taxonomy places the organism in Eukaryota, Metazoa, Chordata, Actinopteri, Salmoniformes, Salmonidae. The record is from the annotation of a GenBank genome assembly.
AUGGAGGCCUAUAAUCUGUCAGAUGGUAAACAACAAUAAAGCAAUAGAAAUAGACCCACACCUCUGUUUUGCUUAGAUGGUCGACUUCCAUGGCUCCGUUUCUCUCUCUAACCCUCUGUGUAUGACAUGACAAUUGGCUACGUUUUGCUAUCUAGGCCUAAUCUGUUAACUCACACACAUUAAAAUGGUUAUUUGAUGGAGCUGUAAUUCAAUCUAGCUCACACAAUCCUUCUAAAACUAUGGGACUGUUCAGAUAAUCAAUAAUUGAGUUGAUCCUUUCAGUGGUUAAUGAUUGGUAGUCUCUCGUUACCAUUCUCCAAAGUCUCACAAGAAUUAACAUACAUGCAGGAAGCAUGGAACGGAGGCUAAAUGAUUGGUAACCGCAUGCUUGAGUGGGCUAUAGGGAGUGUUAGUGAAGCUGGUGGUAAUGCCUUCAGGUAGGCCUAGUUGUAGUAGCAGGGGAAAUAUUUGUAUGUCAGUUGAUGUCACUGACAUGUCAAUAGUUUGGUAUGCUAGCUAGCCUAUGUUUAGAGAGUAGCCUAACCUAGGAAACAAAAGCAAGCUGAAGCCACAGGACAGUAAGACAUUAGGCAAAUUAGUUGUAGCAUUUUUGGUCACAAAUGGAGCAGGCAAAUAGUGUGUACUUUCAGCAUUUUUUAUUAAACCUGGCUGGAGGUCCAGAUGGGCUCAAUCAAGCAGAGCUGAAAUAAAGGCUAUGAAAGAAAAAAAAAUACAGAUUGAACCGUAGCUCUAGUUUAUAUCCCUGUAAUAUGGAUAUCUUCCAUACAGGAAGGUACUGUCCGCCCACACUCAUUGAAACUCAACGCCAUUGAGAUGUGUAUAUAUUGUUGAGUUUAGUCAGCUAUUUGAACCAUGUCUGAAAUGAGUUCUAGGGAGGUUCAAGGUGUCACAAAAUAAGAUGUGAUCCAGAAAUCUACAAGCUAUGCAGUAAAACCAUCUUAUCACAUCUAAGAUGCUUCACAGCAUGUCUCAUCUCAAUUAAAUACAUAUUGUAAGCUUGUGUAAGCCUUAUUGUAAGCCUAUACAAGGUCUCCUAGUGAAUACAGAGUUAAACAAACCCAAUAAAAUGAACGUUAUAUUUUGUAUUUCCUCUUGCCGUGCUAUAGGUUUAUUCUGCUCCAUUAGUAUUCCCACCCCACAUAUCCUCUCACAGUCGCCUCUCCUUCCUCUCCUCUUGCAUCCAGCUGCUCUGCAGGCCUUGAAACGGAAGAAGCGGUACGAGAAGCAGCUGGGCCAGAUCGACGGCACGCUGUCCACCAUUGAGUUCCAGAGGGAGGCGCUAGAGAACGCCAACACCAACACCGAAGUGCUGAAGAACUUGGGCUUUGCUGCCAAGGCCAUGAAGGCAGCCCAUGAAAACAUGUAAGGGCCACCGCCGCUUCUGUUUCACAAAUGCUCCAUGAAAGACACACACACACACACCUCCAAGAAUGCAACAGAGUGCCUCUGUUGACCCAGGCCCACAUUGUUCUCUUUCACAUUUGUCUAGUAAAAAGCAUGAGGUGACGCACACCCAAAAAUGUUUGUAGAGGUGCUGACUAACAGAGAAUAGAAAGAAAGUCACACACUAUAUACAGUGCAUUCGGGAAGUACUCAGACCCCUUGACCUUUUCCACAUUGUGUUACAUUAGCCUUAUUAUAGAAUUGAUUAAAUUGUUUUUCCCCCCUCAUCAAUCUACACACAAUACCCCAUAAUGAGAAAGCAAAAAUACGUUUUUAGAAAUCUUAGCAAAAAAUUAAAUAAUAAAACAGAAAUAUCACAUUUACAUAAGUAUUCAGACCCUUUACUCAGUACUUUGUUGAAGCACCUUUGGCAGCGAUUACAGCCUCGAGUCUUCUUGGGUAUGACGCUACAAGCUUGGCACACCUGUAUUUGGGAAGUUUCUCCCAUUCUUCUCUGCAGAUGCUCUCAAGCUCUGUCAGGUUGGAUGGGGAGCGUUGCUGCACAGCUAUUUUCAGGUCUCUCCAGAGAUGUUCGAUCGGGUUCAAGUACGGACUCUGGCUGGGCCACUCAAAGACAUUCAGAGACUUGUCCCGAAACCACUCCUGUGUUGUCUUGGCUGUGUGCUUAGGGUCGUUAUCCUGUUGGAAGGGGAACCUUCGCCCCAGUCUGUCCUGAGUGCUCUGGAGCAGGUUUUCAUCAAGAAUCUCUCUGUACUUUGCUGCGUUUAUCUUUCACUCGAUCCUGACUAGUCUCCCAGUCCUUGCUGCUGAAAGACAUCCCCACAGCAUGAUGAUGCCACCACUAUGCUUCACCGUAGGGAUGGUGCCAGGUUUCCUCCAGACAUGUCGCUUGGCAUUCAGGCCGAAGUGUUCAAUCUUGGUUUCAUCAGACCAGAGAAUCUUGUUUCUAAUGGUCUGAGAGUCCUUUAGGUGCCUUUUGGCAAACUCCAAGCAAGCUGUCAUGUGCCUUUUACUGAGGUGUGGCUUCCGUCUGGCCACUAUACUAUAAAGGCCUGAUUGGUGGAGGGCUGCAGAGAUGGUUGUCCUUCUGGAAGGUUCUCCCAUCUCCACAGAGGAACUCUGGAGCUCUGUCAGAGUGACCAUCGGGUUCUUGGUCACCUCCCUGACCAAGGCCCUUCUCCCCCGAUUGCUCAGUUUGGCCGGGCGGCCAGCUCUAUGAAGAGUCUUGGUGGUUCCAAACUUCUUUCAUUUAAGAAUGAUGGAGAACACUGUGUUCUUGGGGACCUUCAAUGCUGCAGAAUUUUUUUUGUACCCUUCCCCAGAUCUGUGCUCGACUCAAUCCUGUCUCGGAGCUCUACGGACAAUUCCUUCGACCUCAUGGCUUGGUUUUUGCUCUGACAUGCACUGUCAACUGUGGGACCUUAUAUAGACAGGUGUGUGCCUUUCCAAAUCAUGUCCAAUCAAUUGAAUAUACCACUGGUGGACUCCAAUCAAGUUGUAGAAACAUCUCAAGGAUGAUCAAUGGAAACAGGAUGCACCUGAGCUCAAUUUCGAGUCUCAUAGCAAAGGGUCUGAAUACUUAUGUAAAAAGGUAUUUCAGUUUUGUAUUUUUAAUAAAUGUGCAAACAUUUUGAAAAACCUGUUUUCACUUUGUCGUUAUGGGUUAUUGUGUGUAGAUUGAUGAGGGAAAAAAUUAUUUAAUCAAUUUUAGAGGAAGGCUGUAACGUAACAAAAUGUGGAAAAAGUCAACCUGUCUGAAUACUUUCUGAAUGCACUGUAUCAGGGAUUCUUGAAAGUAGGGACAAUCCUUGUCAGGGAAACGUAAUUGUGUAUAGUUAAUCAAAUGGAUUUUGUUGCAUUAUGAUGAUUUGUUACAUUUAGGGGAAUUUUAUGAGGGGAAAGAUUUAGCUUUUGGAAUUUAAAUAUUUUAAAUAUUAGUAAUUUACAUGUCAGCUCUAUGCCCGGAAAUGCCCUUGUCCAGAGCAAAGGAUUCCAAUUUCAAACUCUUCCCCCCCCCCCCCCCCCCCCCCCCCCCCAAAAAAAAAAAGUAUUAAAAAAAGUUUCAAUAAUGAAUAUUAACUGAAAGAAAUCUUAUGUAGUUUCUUGCAAUAGCUCUCUCUGUCAGGAGAUUUGGUCAACUCCAUAAGAUUUGUCUAAAAACCUAAAUUAAUCAGAAAUUAACAGGGUCAGUUAAAUUUGCUGGACCCCAGGAAGAGUAGCUGCUGCCUUGCGUUCUGCCUACAACAAAAUCUCUUGAAUAGCUCGUUUUGUUUCAAGAUGUUGCAUUGAAAGUGGCUAAUAUUGUGUUGAUUCGAUCACAAUUGCCACAGUAAAGGGAAACGUUGAUAGUGUUAACAGGGAAAACUCUAGAAAAGUGGUCACCAACCUUUUCUAGAUCACUUUGAGUCAAAAUGCAAGCAGAGAUCUACCGCUCAGAUUUUUUUUUAAACAUGACUUAAACAACGUAAGCCUAUGCAACAUUAACCAAUUAUAAACAGUCCUGUAGCAAUGAGGUUUGUGCAGUAAGCUAUAGGCCCAAUACAUUAUCACCGCAUAUUGGCUUUGCUUGAAUUGCCCUGCCAAUGAAUGCAUUGUUGUUCGGGCCAUUUAAAAACAAUUAUAUUUCCAAAUUUGAGGUAGUCUAUAUGAUCACACUGGUAAUAGAUUUGUUGUUGUAUUACUUGUGAAGCACAGCUGAGUGAGCAUACGUUUAAAUAAUUUGCUUUUUAUUUGACUGGGCUGAUGGUGCCUGCAUCUGAUAGUCAGUCUCAGCGGAGGGAGAGAGCAGCACACUGAGGGGUCCGCCUCUCAACAUCCCUCCGCUCUCCCUUUCCUCCACUGACACGGACCAAAAAGGGACACCGUCUUCCAGCUGAUGGCGAAACUCGAGUCGCACCGCAUUAUUUCUUCCUCAUGCACAAAUUCAUGUUGUUACUCCUAUUAACAGCGAAAGUGAAAUAUUCCUCGAUAUUAAAAGACCCAAUAUAUAAUAAUGACAACAACGCAAGCCUAUAGAUACACUUUCCUAUUCAUUCAUUACUGCUGCAGUGCUUGUUGUAUUUUGUAUACUCUGUGUGCCUUCAGAAAGUAUUCACACCCCUUGACUUUUACAAAGUGGGAUUAAAAUAGAUUUAAUAGUCAUUUUUCGGUCAACGAUUUACACAAAAUACUCUGUCAAAGUGGAGGAAAAAUUCUAACAUUUUAUAAAGAAAUUAUGAAAAAUAAAACGCAUAUCUUGAUUAGAUAAGUAUUCACCCCCUGAGACAAUACAUGUUAGAAAAAUCUUUGGCAGCGAUUACAGCUACGAAUCUUUUGGGCUUAGGCUCUAAGAGCUUUGCACACCUUGGAAAGAAGACUGAACCAGGUUUUCCUUUAGGAUUAUGCCUGUGCUUGAUGGGGUAGUCAAACCACUAUUAUUGAGUCCAUGCAACUUUAUUAUGUAAUUUGUUAAGCACAUUUUUACUCCUGAACUUAUUUAGGCUUGCCAUAACAAAGGGGUUGAAUACUUAUUCGCUCAAGACAUUUCAGCUUUUCAUUUUUUAUUAAUUCUGAAAAAUUUUCAAACAAAAUUCCACUGACAUUAUGGGGUAUUGUGUCUGGAUCCGUGACAAACAAUCUCAAUUUAAUCAAUUUCAAAUUCAGGCUGUAACACAACAAAAUGUGGUACAAAUAAAGGGGUAUGAAUACUUUCUGAAGGCACUGUAGAGUAUGCGACUUUAUUUCUUUUUAUACUUCACAUUUGUGACAGCAUUUUAUUACAUUAUUUAUAAUGCAAAGUGACUAACACAAAUUUCUGCAGUGAGGUUGAUUUUCAUUUCCCAUAUCUCUAUCCUAAAUCUUUUCAAUGUAAAUGUUUUGGAAUUUCAUCAUUGCAGCUCAUGGUGUAGUAAUGUCAUAAAUGGCUGGUGCUAGAAAAUCUUUCAGAAUACCACUAUUAUUCUUUCCCUAAUUUGCUAUGAAUGAUUUCCAUUACAAAUGAAAUGGUCUUUUUUAUUUUUGCCCACAGGGACAUAGACAAAGUGGACGACUUAAUGCAGGACAUCACAGAGCAGCAGGAGCUGGCACAAGAAAUCUCUGACGCUAUUUCUAAACCCGUAGGGUUUGGAGAGGAAUUUGAUGAAGUAAGCUAAAGCUAAGAAGCUGAGUGGGCAUGUUUCAAUGUUUCCCAUACCGAAUGGUUAGUGCAAUUCGAAAUCCUUGGGACGUCCCUUCCCUAAACCCUAACCUUAACCAUUAAAAUGUCAACUUCAAUGGGGUAGGGACGUCCCAAGGAUCCCGGAUAGCAAGGACCCGUACCGAAUCAAUCAAACUGCAGUCAUCUGUCGUUGUUGUUUUAAAAUGUAUCCUUAUCUUCUUUGGAUAUAUAGACCUGUCUAGCCCUUAAUGACGUUUCCUUUCUUUGUUUAGGAUGAUCUCUUGGCAGAAUUGGAAGAACUGGAACAAGAGGAACUAGACAAAAACCUGCUAGAAAUCGCCAGCACAGAGAAUGUACCGCUGCCAAAUGUACCCUCUACAUCCCUACCUGCAAGACCAGCAGGUAAUGGAUAUAUUGGCUUAGCCACUCAAGCUUAGCCAGCUGUAAAGCUAAUGUCUCUUAAGAUCACUGUCAGAAAUUAAAUUUACAAUUGCAAUGCCUUUGUUUAUAAAAUAUUGUCUGUGGAGAGGAGGGAGGGAGAGAGAGCAUUCAGCCCACAUUUUUUGUUAAAAUGCACACAAAAACUAAAAUAAUUUGGUGCGACCCCGGCGCUACCCAACAUGAAACACUGAAAAGUCAAUGUAAUUGUCAUCAGACAUAUGCUACCUCAAUCUUUAUUUAUAGGCAGAUUGAAAAAUCUUUCUAGCUCUAUUAAAUGAAUGUGGUUCGUUCUUACAGUACAGAAGAAGCAAGAGGAAGACGAGGACGACAUGAAGGAUCUGGAGGCAUGGGCCGCCAACUAGCCACUGCUGUUACUCCAUAGCUGCUACAGGUGGAAAAGAAAGACUCUAUGGUUUAGUGUGAUGUGUUUGUAUUUGAGGAAGGAAUAGGGAAACUCUAUGAAUAAACAGACUUUAAAAAAAAUUAUGGACAAAAAAUCAACUUGACAACCUUUCGCUUACUGUCAAGCUCAGCCUCCUAUAGAGGGACAAUGGCAUGUUUUACCUUUGACAACCAAAAGUCCCAAAUCUCUGGAGCAACCAAACAGAAAAAGCUAAUUAGAAAUGUGUUUUUUUCUGUACGUCCCUCAUUCUCUUCUGUAAAGCAUUGCUGCACUCCCUCCACCCCCCCCUUCUCUUAGCCCACAUAAUAUAUUUUGAAGUGAAAGUAUAAAAUGACUCCUCAGACUAACUUCCAUGUAGAAUUUCUAAUACCUCAUACCGUUAAUGUGUAGUGCAACAAGAUAUUACAAUAUCCUGUAUUCAUUUUUGUUGUUCAUGCACAAUAUCGGUGUCGUGUUCAAAUGGCAAUCAGCUGUUCUUGAAUCCGUUUAUUAAAAUAUGCACUUAUAAUAUAUCUAUUGUACAUUAUAUUUAUUAAUAGCAAUUUCCAGCGUGGAGAAUUUGAUUCCCAUUUUUAGGGCUAUUGGUGUUUGGGUUAAAUUUGCUUUUGGCUGGAUUUAUUGAACUAUAUCAUGAAUAUCCUUCCAGAUACUUUGGCUUUCAAACAGGCAAUUAUCUAUGAGGGAAACUCCACACAGUGUCCUUGAAAUUCUUCUCUGGGCGAUGGUUCACACGGUUACGUAUCUUUUGAAGUGAAUGAAUCUAACCUAACCUCCAACUAGUUACAUUUUGCAAAUACAAUUACAUUUCUCUUGAAAUAUGUUUCUACUAUAUCUGUUCUGGUUUGUGCAACUGAAGUGACUGUGCCCUUCUAUGAGUGUGUUUGUUCAUUUUCAUCUUUAAGAGACAUUAACACUAGAGGAGGUUUAAAAAAAAAUGUUUAUUAGGGUGUUUGGGCUUUUCAGAGUUUUAUGAUAUGCUGUUGUGUAUAGGAAGAUCAUUAAUUGAUUGUAUUCAGACUCCAGGCAGUCAGGUUUAUUUAACAUCAUGGCUUUUCUGAGUUUGUGAACUUACCCCACUAUUUUAUAGUUCACCGUGCUGCUUCAGAUGUUUUCAAAUUUCCUCCCAAAUGUAUUUUUUCUGUUUUAAAUUUAACUAAUGUAGUAUGACAGCAUUAUGUUAUGUCUGACAUGCUCUGAUUAGGUUGUGUGUGUUUGUAUACGGGGCUGUUUCUUGCAGUCUGGUUCCUGUUUUUGUUUGGUCUGUCUUCCUACCCUGCCUAUCACAACUUGUUCUUGUUCUAAUGGUAUGCCUAAAUUAAACCUUUUGCCAAAUGACAUGCUUUUUUGUUUCGUUUUAUU